CAGUGCGGCGAUCGCUCGUCUCAGCGUGCCGGAAGUCUAACUAAAUAGCGAAUAUAUUACACCAGAUAUUAUAAUAUAAUAUUCCAGAAGUACUCUAAGAACAUUCCAGGAAAAACCCGGUAAAACCCCAUAGAAACACCAUCGAUAGUCCCAUCAUGGGCUAUGGCAAUGGAUCACUCUUGAUGAUCCUGCUCUCCGGAAUUUUGAUCCUUGAACUCCUUUGGACAGUGGAGGCCUCACUGUAUACCAGACAGAAUAGUAAUGCUCAUCAGACCAGGAGGCGGUCCAGGCCCAGCAAUCGAUGUCCCCAGGUUGGUGCCAUUAAGAACUUUGAUCUGGAACGUAUGAUGGGCUGUUGGCAUGUGGUCCAGUACUAUGCUUCCACAGAGGAACUUCCGGAAUAUGCUUGUAUGCGCAGUCACUUCACCUUCUCCAAGGAGGAUCAGCAUAUAACCAUGAAUUUCAGCUACAUCUUUGCGGAGGACCCGCUACGUGAGAAGCUGGUGGGCAAUAUCACCUGGAUGAUACCAAAGUUCGAGGAGCCGGGUCACUGGCAGCACACCGAGGAUAUAUAUGAGGGCGUCUACAACACAUACGUGCUGGACACGGACUACGACACCUGGGGCCUGGUGAUGCACUGCGCCGAAAAGAAAAAGCAUCCACGGUACCUGUCCGCUUUGCUUUUGGCCCGAAAACCGUCGCUGGCCGACAAUGAGAUAAGCUUUUUGCGUGGCAAGCUGCCGCAGGACAUUGACAAGUCGUUUAUGUUCGAUAUUGGCCAGGGAUCGUGCGACAACCUGAUGGAGUCCAGCCAGGACGAUCCGUUGGCAUACGUGGUAAACGGUCGCCAGAAUGGCAGGGAUAUAUUUAAGCUGGUCAAUAAGCUGGGACGGUAAAAUACCUGCUAAAAUAAAUAAAUAUCUAUUAAAAAGUAUGUCGCAACAUUUCAAUUUAUCCAUAUAAUUAUUAUAUAUAUUUACCUUUAUCAGGCAAAAUAAUGCUGAAUCCACA
Messenger RNA from Drosophila serrata, 1011 nucleotides. It is a transcript of the gene Karl, whose product is annotated as lipocalin/cytosolic fatty acid-binding protein Karl. The record is from RefSeq and is a predicted model, not a curated record. Gene Ontology annotation, biological process: response to reactive oxygen species; lipid metabolic process. Gene Ontology annotation, cellular component: cytoplasm. NCBI's taxonomy places the organism in Eukaryota, Metazoa, Arthropoda, Insecta, Diptera, Drosophilidae.